Molecule: messenger RNA, 309 nt
Organism: Melampsora larici-populina 98AG31
Lineage: Eukaryota; Fungi; Basidiomycota; Pucciniomycetes; Pucciniales; Melampsoraceae
Exons: 2
Coding region: 1-309 (102 amino acids)
Source: RefSeq, a predicted model, not a curated record
AUGUCCCGACAGACAGAAGAUAUACAGACAGAGGAAGCUGUCACAGAUCUGACGAAUACACCAGCAGUUGAGGCUGAUUCAGGAGGCAUCUCCUUGGAGGAAUUAGCUCAGAACCUUCUGGUGGCCGAAGAGGCACAUAUCUCAACGAACUACCCUCCUUUCAUUGAAAGAUUCACCCUCGACACUUUAGACCCGAGACUGUUUGCGAGAAUCUCUAGUGCUGUGCCCGAGAUGGCAAACAGACUUUCGGUCAACCAAUGCAUCAGAGGUGGACACGUUGAUACUAGGAAAAAUAACGCUGCCGGUUAA